This is a messenger RNA of Penicillium brevicompactum, 333 nucleotides long. RefSeq lists its product as uncharacterized. Gene Ontology annotation, biological process: mitochondrial respiratory chain complex IV assembly. The transcript has 2 exons. The record is from RefSeq and is a predicted model, not a curated record. Gene Ontology annotation, cellular component: mitochondrial inner membrane; mitochondrion. NCBI's taxonomy places the organism in Eukaryota, Fungi, Ascomycota, Eurotiomycetes, Eurotiales, Aspergillaceae. The coding region runs from base 1 to 333 and encodes 110 amino acids.
AUGUCCACGUUUUCGCAAUUCCUCCGCAAGUUGCGGGGAGGCAACCUCGAGGUCUUCAAGUUCGGCACAUACGUUCUCUUCCCCAUCGGCUGGAUGUACUAUUUCGGCACGAAUCUUGACGACCGCUUUUCCACCAAGGGCUUCUGGCCCACGGCAGAGCAAUCCCACAAGAUCCCAAUUGACAAGGAAGAGAUCCAACAAGAGCUGGCACGUAUGCGCAUGGUUGAUUCCGUACAGCGGGAGCGAAAACAGGCCAAGCAGGCCGCGGCAGCGGCGGCAGAGGCUCAGGCUGAAGCGCAGGCACAGAUGCAGACGGCGCAGGCUGAGCAGUGA